Molecule: messenger RNA, 3726 nt
Organism: Aspergillus sclerotioniger CBS 115572
Lineage: Eukaryota; Fungi; Ascomycota; Eurotiomycetes; Eurotiales; Aspergillaceae
Product: putative mRNA-nucleus export ATPase (Elf1)
Exons: 3
Coding region: 220-3573 (1117 amino acids)
Molecular function (GO): ATP hydrolysis activity; ATP binding
Source: RefSeq, a predicted model, not a curated record
CCUCCUCUCUUCUCCCUCCCACUCUCCCCUCUUCUCUUUUCCCUUGUCGUUGUUGUAUACCCCGUGUUGUUCUGCUCUUCCGCAUCCUUCUCGAGGAUUGCCUGUUAAAAGUUUUGUGGUUUUCUCUUCAUUGUUUGUGGUUUCUUUUUCUAUAUUCUCACAGGCUGCACGCCGGCCGGUGCGAAGCCUUGGAUCAACCCACAUUGAUCAUACGAUAUCAUGCCUCACCCUGAAUCCCCUACCCCAGCCAUGACCACCGUCGUCUCCAAGACCCCCUCCGGCAUCCCCCCCACCUCCGAGGAGAUCGCCUCCAUCGUCAACACCAUCUUCAACGCCGAGACCUCUCAGCAGUCGCUGGAUGCCGCCUACGCCCUCACCAACCUGCUCAUCCAGAGUGUCGGCUGCUCCGGUUUCCAGAAAUACAACAUCCUUCCCGAGAUCAAGAAGGCUGCCACCGAUAAGAAGAAUGGCGCUCGCCGUGAAAGUGCCAUGCUCAUCUUGGGCGCCCUCUUCGAGCGUUUCCCCCGUGAACACCCUCUGAGCGAAGUCGUCUUUCUCCUCCAGGACGGCGGCGUCCUGAACCUGGCCCUCGAUCUGCUGGCCGACAAGGGUGCCGUCGUGCGCGAUGCUGCUCAGUAUGCCAUCGACGCCCUGUUCGGCUGCCUCAAGGCCGAGGCCCUGGUCAAUGCCCUUCUCCCCGCCAUCACCGCCUAUCUCCACCAGAACACCGCCAAGUGGCAGGGUUUCGUCGGCGCCUACUCGCUCAUCGAGAAGAUGGCUAGCAAGGCCCAGAUGGGUACCGGCACCCUGGAGGAGGAGCGCGAGAAGGACGUCCUGCGCGAGGCCAUGGGCAAGACCCUGAAGGAUCUGAUCCCCCUGGUCGAGUCCGGCAUGCACGAUCUGAAGAACGAGGUCGCUAAGAAGUCCAUCAAGGCUAUGAACGCCAUCACCACCCUCCUGUCCAACGAUGAUGUGGCUCCCCGCAUUCCCCUGCUCAUCAAGACCAUGGAGCAGCCGUCCGAGCAGACCCUCCAGAAGGCCAUCCAUGCCCUUUCCCAGACCACCUUCGUCGCCAUCGUCACCUCCCCCGUCCUUGCGCUGCUGACUCCCCUGCUCGAGCGUUCGCUGAACGCCCCCACGACGCCCCAGGAGACGCUGCGCCAGACCGUCGUCGUCGUCGAGAACCUGACCAAGCUUGUCCACGACCCCGCCGAAGCCCGUACCUUCUUGCCCAAGCUCAAGCCCGGUGUGCAGCGCGUCAAGGACCGUGCCUCUCUGCCGGAAGUCCGUGAGCUGGCCACCCGUGCCUUGGACGUCAUCGAGAAGGCCAUGGCCGAUAAGGAUGUGGCCCAGGGUGUGAUUGUGAAGAUCACCCCCGAGGAGGUCAUGGUGGUGCUCGAUGCUAAGAUCCAGGAGCACGGCGGUCUCGCUCAUCCCGAGGAUGCCACCCUCUUUACCCUGGGCAAGAACUACAUUGCCGAGAUGGUCCGUGAGGACGUCAACUGCCGCAUGCACGACCGUAUCCCCGCCUGUGUCGCCCCGUACCUGCGCGGUCUGCUGCAGGAUGGCAAGCACGACGAGGUCGCCGCCGCCGUUCAAGAGCACUUCAUCGAAGAGGACCACCGCAAGUUCGGCAAGCCCAUUCCGGACGACCCCAACGAGGUGGAGAUUGUCAAUGCCAACUUCUCCCUGGCCUACGGUGGUAUGCUGCUGCUGUCGCACACCAACCUUCGCCUGCUGAAGGGACACCGUUACGGUCUGUGCGGUCGCAACGGUGCCGGUAAGUCGACGCUCAUGCGCAGUAUCGCCAACGAGAAGCUCGAGGGCUUCCCGCCGCAGAGCGAGGUCCGGACCUGCUUUGUCGAGCACAACCAGGGCGAGGAUGCCGACCUGAGCAUCUUCGAGUAUGUCCAGAAGGACCCCCUCAUCGCCAAGGAGGGCGAGGAGCACAUUCGCAGCGUGUUGCUUGAGUUCGGCUUCACCGACGGCCCCGAGGGCCGUCAGAACCAGCGCGUGGGAUCCCUGUCUGGUGGGUGGAAGAUGAAGCUGGCUCUGGCCCGUGCGAUGCUCCAGAAGGCGGAUGUUCUCUUGCUGGACGAACCGACUAACCACCUGGAUGUGGCCAACGUCAAGUGGCUUCAGGAGUACCUGAAGAAACACACCGAUAUCACCAGUCUGAUCGUCUCUCACGACUCCGGUUUCCUCGACGAGGUCUGCACGGACAUCUACCACUACGAACAGAAGAAGCUGGUCUGCUACAAGGGUAACCUGGCCGAUUUCGUCAAGGUCAAGCCCGAGGCCAAGAGUUACUACACCCUGUCGGCGAGUAUCGUGCAGUUCAAGUUCCCUGCCCCCGGUAUCCUCUCUGGUAUCAAGUCCAACACCCGCUCGAUCCUCCGGAUGACCAACUGCUCCUACACCUACCCCGGAGCCAGCAAGCCGUCUCUCUCCGAGGCCUCCCUGUCGCUGACGCUGUCGUCCCGUGUUGCCAUCAUCGGAGGCAACGGUGCCGGUAAAUCGACCUUCAUCAAGAUGCUCACGGGCGAGACCAUUCCUCAGACCGGUAAGGUGGAGAAGCACCCCAACCUGCGUAUCGGAUACAUCAAGCAGCACGCCCUGGAGCACGUCGAGAUGCACUUGGAGAAGACUCCCAGCCAGUACCUGCAGUGGCGUUACGCCAACGGUGACGACCGUGAGGUGCACAUGAAGCAGACCCGUAUCCUUACCGAGGAGGACAAGGCUCAGCUGGAGAAGCCAGUGGACCUGGGUGAUGGCCGUGGACCCCGCCGGAUUGAGGCGCUCAUUGGUCGUCAGAAGUGGAAGAAGUCGUUCCAGUACGAGGUUAAAUGGAUUGGUCUGUUGCCCAAGCACAACACCAUGAUCUCUCGUGAGACCCUGCUCAACCUCGGUUUCUUCAAGCUGAUCCAGGAGUUCGACGACCACGAGGCGUCCCGCGAGGGUCUCGGCUUCCGUGUCCUGGACCCCAAGGUCAUCUCGAAGCACUUCGAGGACGUCGGCCUGGACCCCGAGAUCGCCAACCACAACGAGAUCUCGGGUCUGUCCGGUGGACAGAAGGUCAAGGUCGUGCUGGCGGGAGCCAUGUGGAACAACCCCCACUUGCUCGUCCUGGACGAGCCGACCAACUUCUUGGACCGUGACUCGCUGGGCGGCUUGGCCGUGGCCAUCCGGGACUUCAAGGGUGGUGUGGUGAUGAUUUCCCACAACGAGGAGUUUGUGGGCGCGCUCUGCCCGGAGCAGCUGCACGUGGCUGACGGUCGCAUUGUGUCGCGCACCAACAACGCCGUCGCGCUCGACCGGUUCGAGGACAGCGCCGCCAGCUCGCCCCAGCCGGGCAGCACCGCCGUCAACUCGACGGUGACGAGUGCGGCCGCGUCGGCGGUCAACUCGGGCGCCGAGGAGCAGGGCGAGCUGAAGUUCAAGGCCCGCAAGAAGAAGAAGCUGACGCGCGCUCAGUUGAAGGAGCGCGAGGCGCGCCGGCGCCUGCGUCACCUGGAAUGGCUGCAGUCGCCCAAGGGCACGCCCAAGCCGGUGGACACGGAUGACGAAGAGUAAUUGUUCUGGUUUAUGAUUUGCUUGCAUCGACAGCGGUGUGAUUUAGACCUUUUUUUCCUUUGAUAGACGGUUGGCUGGUUGCUUUGCUUAAUGAGGCUUGAUGAGUAUAUAGAUGUAGACUUUUGAUUGCUGAAUGAACAUGCUUAUGGCUGU